AUAUUCAAAAUUUCUAGGUUAUCUUUCUGAUGUUAUUUUAUAUAUUUUUUCUUAAAAUUGAAAAAAGUAACAAAUUUCAUGUUAACUCGUGUUAUUGCUAGAAGUUUAUCUACAAGUAUGACUACAAAACUUUAUCAAAAUGCUGAAAUAGCGGAGAAACGGGUUGUAGAGUUAAGACAUAAGCUAGAAGAAAUAAAGAAAGUUAAAAUAGAAGAAAAAAUUAGAGAACUAACCAAUGAAAACAAAAUACUUCUCGCUAAAGUAGAAAAAGCAAAAGCUGAUUUAAUUAAGCAAGAAGUGUUGAAUGGCAAAAAGCAAUAUCCCUUGCCUAGCAAGAGUAGUUCAAAUGUACCUAUUCAAACCACCAAUACACCUAUAGAAGUUCCUACAGAACAAGCACCAAAAAAAGCUAAAAAAGAAAAGGAACCAGCUAAGAAAAAUAAGGAACCUGCGGCAGCUGUUGAUUCAGUUGUGGAUGUCAGGAAAUUAGAUCUCCGAAUUGGUAAAAUCAUAGAAAUUAAUAAACAUCCAGAUGCAGAUUCCCUGUAUGUUGAGAAAAUUGAUUGCGGUGAAGAAAACCCUAGAACUGUUGUGUCUGGACUUGUAAAUCAUGUGCCAAUUGAUGAAAUGAGAGACAGAAUUGUCAUGGUACUUUGUAACUUGAAACCAGUUAAGAUGCGAGGUGUCACAUCCGAGGCAAUGGUUAUGUGUGCAUCCUCACCUGAGAAGGUAGAAGUUCUGAUCCCACCACAGGGAGCAGCUCCCGGUGACCUUGUCUCAUGUGAAGGAUACCCACGAGAGCCAGAACCACAGCUCAACCCUAAAAAGAAAAUUUUCGAAACCUGUGCCCCUGACCUGAAAACAAACGAUGAUCGGGUUGCAUGUUACAAGGACAGCCCGCUCGUAGUUCUAGGCAAAGGACCCAUCAUUGCACCAACACUUAAAUGUGUACAUGUAAAAUAAGUAAAUAUAUUUAUGCUAGAGAAAUUUGGAGCUUUGUAUUGAUCACCAAUUCUAAUCAUUUUAAUAGUUAUGAAAUUAUUUAUAAUGAAAAUAAAACAACAAGUAAAGCAAUGUCAACAAUAUAUUAUAUUUGUAAUUACUUAUAAUCUCUACAUUUAACAAUUUACUAUUAGUAAGUUGUCACCUAAUUCAAAGUUAGAAAAAUAGAUAGAUGUGAUAAAGUAACUUUAAACAUCAACAUUUACGAGUAACUUGGCUUUUAGCAUACACUGUAAAUAUUGUAUACACAGGAAACUGUAUUAAAAAUAUCUGUGUUUAACACUUACAA
Aricia agestis (brown argus) is the source of this 1291-nucleotide messenger RNA. RefSeq names its product aminoacyl tRNA synthase complex-interacting multifunctional protein 1 (gene AIMP1). The coding region runs from base 79 to 963 and encodes 294 amino acids. The record is from RefSeq and is a predicted model, not a curated record. The transcript is spliced from 3 exons. Gene Ontology annotation, molecular function: tRNA binding. Lineage: Eukaryota; Metazoa; Arthropoda; Insecta; Lepidoptera; Lycaenidae.